This is a messenger RNA of Arabis nemorensis, 1131 nucleotides long. The record is from the annotation of a GenBank genome assembly. Lineage: Eukaryota; Viridiplantae; Streptophyta; Magnoliopsida; Brassicales; Brassicaceae.
AUGAGUUCGAGCGUCGCUGAAGCAAAUCACAUGGAGAAGGAAGAAUCACUGAGACUGGCGAUCGCUGUUUCUCUGCUACGAUCGAAGAUCCAGAACCGUCGAUCUUCUUCUUCUACCUCUCGCUCUGAUGUUUUCUCUGAAACUGAAGCUCUUCGCUGGAAGCAGAAGGCUAAAGAUAGGAAGAAAGAGAUUAUCAAACUCCAGGAAGAUCUCAAGGAUGCUGAAAGUGCUUCGCAUUGUGAUUUAUUCCCAGCAAAUGCUUCUUGCAAGUGUUAUUUCUUUGAUAACUUGGGAGAGUUCAGUGGCAGGCGGAUUGAAGAGGUUUCUGAACAGAGAUUUAACGAUGUUCUUCGUCGUAGAUUUCUCAGACUAGCGAGGAGAAGGGUAAAAAGGAAAUCAACUCGAUCAUCUCAAAGAUUUCAGCUCUCAGAACCGGAAUAUGAAGAGGAAGCAGAGCAGCUAAGGUUAUCUAUAGAUUUUCUCUUGGAGCUAUCUGAAGCAGACUCCAAUGCCUCUAAUUUCAGCAAUUGGUCACAUCAGGCUGUAGAUUUCAUAUUAGCUUCACUGAAGAAACUGAUAUCGAUGGGGAAGAACUUAGAAUCUGUUGAAGAAUCUAUCAGUUCCAUGAUUACACAGUUAAUCACAAGAAUGUGCACUCCCUUUAAAAGAAAUGAGGUGAAACAACUAGAAACAACUAUUGGGUUUUAUGUCCAGCAUUUGAUCCGUAAACUGGGAAGUGAACCGUACAUUGGUCAGCGAGCAAUAUUUGCUCUUUCUCACAGAAUAUCCAGUUUAGCUGAAAGUUUACUAUUUAUGGACCCAUUUGAUGGAUCAUUCCCAGAGAUGGAUGAGUGCAUGUUUAUAUUGAUGCAGCUAAUUGAGUUCCUGAUAUGUGACUAUUUAUUACUCUGGGCAGAGAGUGAAGCAUUUGAAACUGUUGUGUUUGAGGAGUGGAUAGCAUCAGUGGUCCAUGCGAGGAAAGCAGUAGCGGCAUUGGAAGAAAGAAAUGGGUUGUAUCUUCUUUACAUGGACCGAGUCACAGGGGAAUUAGCUAAAAGAGUUGGUCAGGUCACAUCUUUCCGAGAGGUGGAGCCAGCCAUUUUGGACAAACUCUUUGCCUACCCAGAAUGA